Moneuplotes crassus is the source of this 3645-nucleotide messenger RNA. Lineage: Eukaryota; Ciliophora; Spirotrichea; Euplotida; Euplotidae. The record is from the annotation of a GenBank genome assembly.
AAUAAAAGAUGUCCUUUAGUGGUCAAUACGAAGUUGUGUAUAAGAAAGAUCGUAAUAGACAGCACCAGCAGGCCAAAAACCUACACAAUAAAGACGUAAAUGAUGAGGUAUCUGAUCAGGAAUAUUUAAAAAGAAACUAUCAACAUCAUAAGGCGAAGCAGAAGGUUGAGCAUAGUCCGAAGCAAGCCUACAAUAGAACCGACAAGGAAAAAUGCAGCGCAAGAGAAUCCUCGGUGAAAAACCGUAAGCGAUGGCAAAAAUAAGGACAAAAGAUCAUUGAAUAACUCUAAACUUGGAAUUUUUUCAGACAAUUGAACUCAGAAUCAUAUUGGAAGCAAAGAAGCUUCUACAAGUUUCAGAGACCAGAGAAACAACAAGAAGAAUGCGAUAUUUAGCUCUCAAGAUAGUUUUGAUCCCUGCAGUACAAUGAAGGCCCACCAACAGAGAAAAGAUCAGCACUCAAAAUGAUACCCUGGCAAUAGUAGACAAAAGGUGAAUAACGAGCAGGAAUUCCACCAUAUCAUGACUCAGAGAAAUAUCAGGGACAAAAAUGCUGACUUUUCUCGUAGAAGCCGUAAACUUCGAGCCAAUAAAGCUAAACGGGAAUAUGGAAAAGAUAGCAAUAAACGUCAUGAUAUUUUAUUUGAGACUUUUGAUGAAACUUCAAGGAUUUCAAGUGAGAUCCAAAAUUCACUGGUCAUUAUUCAACAAGCCAAAGCCCAGAAUGAGAAGUAUUCAGUAAACAGGUCUAUUGAAAGAGUACCUGGCAGUCAGGUCAGAAAUAACCUUACUCAAGUGAGCAAGAAAGAGAGUUAUACACAGAAAUAUAAGCAUAAUCUUAGAAAAGAAGGGAUGAAGGAUACUGAAUAUAGGGCUACAAUGCCAGAAACCUUCUCUUGUAAGCCUGAAAACUUUUCACAAACUCAAAAGUUAAGAAAUGAUGCUCAGAAGACCAACUCAGGGAAUACCACUCUUGAGCGACAGUCUUCAACUGGGAUGCUUGAGAAUAUGGUUUCAGGAAGAAUCUCAAACCGAAAUCACUUUAAUAGAGAUAUGUCUGUGAUCAAAGAAGGGGCCCAGAAUAGGAGUCAUUCACAGAUAGGAGGUGUGAAGAAGAAAACAUUUCGGCACCAAAAUAUGCAGAUACCUAAGGCUUCAAACAAGAUGAUAAGUGCGAGUCCUGCUUCUAAUUUUAUGAGUUCCAGAGAUAAACCUCAAACUCAUAAGAAGUACGUCCAAAAACCUGUGCACAAAGUUCUUAACAAUCUAAUGGAAGAAGAGGAAGAUGAGGAAAUUAUUAUGAAAAUGCUAAAUGACAGGAAGAAAGAACUCUUCAAUGUCAAAAGAGUUAAGCAAGACAGGAUGGAACUUCAGAGGGACUCUUUUGAAGGCCGGUUUGUUAAGCAAUACCAUAGAGACAAACAAAGAUUUCAUGAUGUGAAUAAGUCCAGGAAAAGAUUGAAAAGUCCAGCCGCUGAAAAGCUAAGUAAAGAUAAGAUCAAGCGCAUCAGACAACAGUCUUCUGUCGCAGAGAGAAAAUAUAGAGAAAAACUAGAUGCUGUUAAAUUAAUCCAGAAAUGUUGGAGAAAGCAUAGGCAUGGGACAAUAAAGCAGCUUGAGAAUAAAGCUGAGAAAGUGUUGCAAGAGGAUGUAGCGAAUGACCUUGAAAAUCUAGAUUCCUACGAUGAUGUUAUUGUUGAAGCUGACUCUAUUCAAAUCCCAAUUGUUAAACAUGAUGCUCCAGGAAGGCAUUUUGAUAGCGCCUUUGAGACUAGGAAAAGAGUAGCACCGGAAAUCUCCUCUUAUGCAAAAGAAAAACUACUAGCCCUUUUUAAAGGAUGGAAGACAAGAAGAAUUCUUAGAAAUCAGCAUUUGAAAGAACUUAAAGUAGAAAUUGGAUACAUGUUGAAGCUCAAGAAAAACGAUCUUAACGAAAGAGAACUUAAGCAUUGAAGAGCAGAGUUUUCGAGAAUUGCUAAUAAAUUUUGAACUAUUUUUCUCAGGUUAUCAGCCAAUAAAGAGUGGAUUAAGAAGUAUAAUAUAAACUUUAAAAGGAAUAACAGUGUUACAAGAAACAGAUCUGAGUCUGCGCAGCAUAGUAAUCAAUCAAAUUUUAGACCUGUGUUUGAUAUUAGUCAGAAUAAUCAAUCGAAACAGCAAACUGAAAUGAGCUCUCUUCCCUCUAAAAUUCAAGACAAUAAAUUAUCAACGAAGAAAUCAAGAAAUCCUGAGAAUGAAAAUAAUCAAAAUGGUGCAAAAACUGUAAAAAGUACAAUUUUGCAGCAAAAUAAAGAAGAAGUAUCUAAUCCAGUUUAUGCCAAUGAUGAUACACAAAUCAAUAAAGAUAGGACUAAUAUGUUUGAGGAUAUUGGAAAACAAAAGAUGAGUCAAAGAAAUAGAGAUUAUAGCACUCCCAGUAUUAGACUCAAUAAUAAUCUUGCAAAAGCAAAUAUUAUAGAUAAUUAUAGACAUGCUCCUAUAUCACCUCGAAAUAAUUUUGAUAACCAAAAUCAACUAUUCCAGCCAGAGGUUAGGAAUAAAAUGGAAAAAUCUCCUUCUAUGCAAUUAAAUUAUCCUCAAAUGUCACCUGCCCCUGUAGCCUAUAAUCCACAAAUUUAUCCAGGUUAUCAAAAUUUCUCUCAAGCUCAAGCUAACUAUAAUCAACCUCAAUUAAAUAUCCAUCAGCCAUCAAUGGGAGUACCUCAGCAACAAAUGGGUGUCCCUCAAGCUCAUUUAGGAGUUCACCAACCCCAAUUUAAUAUGCCUCAAACUCAUAUGGGACCUAUUCCAAAUCAGAUAGGAAUUGCACAAAAUCAAAUUGGAAUGCAUCCCCAAAUAAUGCAGCCUGUUUAUCAGUAUCAAGGGGCUCAUAAUCCAAUUUACAUUAUUUAUCAAGGACAGCCUGUAAUCAGGGAUGAAAUUAAUGUUUCGAAUGAGCCUUUCUCAAGACCAUUGGUAUCAAAUUCUCAUGAAGAACCUGUUCUUUACCGUCCUAGCCCUCAGCCAGAAUCGGUCCAUAGUCAAAAUUUGUCACAACCUCCUCCAAAGCCUUUAAAGUCUCCAAAUAAUUUCUCAGCUGAUGAGUCUUUCCAAAGGCCAGCCCAUGUUCCCACAGAGAAGUACCAUACUGCAAAACAGGAGCCUAAGCUAUCUAAAAAGGAAGAAUUAAGCUUCAUGGAUACAUUUCCUUCACAGAAAAACCCUGAAGCCGAGAUUUCACCUAAAAACUACUUGGACGACAGACCGAUAAAGCCUCAGAAGCCAGCUUCAUUUGGGAAGCCAACCUCCCUUGCUACUAUUCCUGAAAAGAGGAAGAAUAAGUCUUCUAAUCAGAAGACUUAUUUGAAGAAGAAAAAGGUUUAUGAUCCUAAAGAGUCUAUUAAGAAAGAGAUGGAAUAUAAGAAAAAAGUUAAAGAGGAGAGAAAGAAGUUCUUGACAGGUACCAAAUCAGCUUCUGCUUGUCAGAAAGUUUCUACUGUUAACAAGCCAAGUAUCCAUAGGAUUGCACCUGCAUUUGACGGUUCAAAAGCUUUAAAUAAACCUCCAGUCAGGAAUAAUCAACCUCCUGCGAAUAGCUUUGCUAAUAUGAACAAAGAACAGAGAGUGCAGAAGAUUUCCCAGCUUUUGAGAGGAAAAAGAUCUUAA